Molecule: messenger RNA, 3145 nt
Organism: Aspergillus melleus
Lineage: Eukaryota; Fungi; Ascomycota; Eurotiomycetes; Eurotiales; Aspergillaceae
Exons: 5
Coding region: 980-2878 (632 amino acids)
Biological process (GO): regulation of DNA-templated transcription
Cellular component (GO): nucleus
Molecular function (GO): DNA-binding transcription factor activity, RNA polymerase II-specific; zinc ion binding; transcription cis-regulatory region binding
Source: RefSeq, a predicted model, not a curated record
GUAGACACGGAAUCGACAGAAAUUUUCAACUUAUACGACCUUAUAAGGGAAUGGCACAUGUCCAAGUGUCUAUACGUUGAAGGAUCUGAUAUCUCGAUGAUCUGCGGGAUCGGCUUGACUUCAUUAUCUUUAAUUAUUCUGACUUCGAAUCACCAAGGGCGCUCGGAUCGCGACAGCGCGAAGGGAUGGCGGGAUUGCGGGAGCCAGAUUUAGGAGGGUGAAGGGCCCUAAGGCUACCAACCACCACACCAGGCACGAAGGAAGGGAAGGGGGGGAAGGGACCAAAAAGAAAAAAAAAAGAGGGAAGAGCCCAAAUGCUGUGGCUGUUCAUCAAUCAAAUGCUGGAAAUUCGAACGAGUCGGGGGAUUGCUGAUUCGGGACGUCUUGCCCGAUUAUCACCACCAACGACGAUGAUAAGCAACGACUGUCUGUAUCGACAAAUCAUCGGAGGUCAGCGGCCAGCUCCUAACGCAUUUUACUUUGGUGUCAGUCCAACCACAACCCCUCACCCAAGGCGGGACUCCUUUCCAGUUUUAUUUUAUUUUAUCUUUUUUUUAUUCGAUUCAAUUUGUGACCCGGUUUACAUCGGGACCACAGCAGAUUACAAUGGCGCACGUCAAUCAACCCCUCUCUUGUUGCAGCAUAAUAUCGCAACCUCCAUUCUAUUUUUCUAGAAGGCGCUUAGGGACACGGACUGCCUGCUAUUCGCCAAUGCGUUGACUUUUACCCCAGGUCAAGACUAAAUGACCACCCUUAGGGGGUUUAUUUCGUCAAUCACUAGCAAGCUAGCACAAUCUCUCGCUCCUCGCCCAAGGCCCGGUGGCCGGUUAUAAGUGCGAUUUUCUCCCCGAUGCUAAUUGUGAAUGAUUUACACGAGAGAUUCCCCCCUUGAAUCUAAUUCCUUGCCUAUCGAUUCCAACCAAGACCAUUUCUUCUAUCAAUCCUGUUGCCGAUUGACCAGUGGGUGUUUUCGAAUGCCAUGACGAGAACCGUCGACGAAAUUAAAUUUGAAGCCCCUGCGUGGGAGCACAAAACUGUUCAAAUUGCAGAAGAUGGCAGGAGACUGAGCUCUUCUGUCAAUGAUGACGCUGCGCGCCCGAAAGGCCGUAUACGUCGGUCAAUGACGGCCUGCAAUACCUGUCGCAAACUAAAGACUCGGUGCGACCUGGACCCUCGCGGUCAUGCAUGCCGCCGGUGCCUGUCAUUGAGAAUCGAGUGCCAGCUACCCGAGACCAGCGAGCGCUUCCAAGACAAUGCGUCGAUGUGGUCGGACGCGACGACCGCUAUUCCUUCAAUUGAAGAGCGUCUCACUUCGCUAGAGCGGAGCAUGCGCGAAAUGACGGGCAUGUUGCGCCAGAUCAUAAACCAACCACCCAGCAUUUCGAGCAUGUCCGCGCCACAAUUGACGCAAAGCACCAAUACGGAGGAAACGGCUUCCAUCGAAGGAAAUCAGUUUUCUCCGUUUCUGCCCAAACCCAUCCGUUUGAUCCAAGAGCUCCAAUCCGAGUUUUUCGGUGAACCGAGUUGCAUCACCCCUAGCUCCCCUUUCUGUGGGAGCAAUAUGGAGAAAGGCAUCAUAGACUCCAAAUUAUCGCUCAAAUUAAUGCAAUUAUUUGUUGAGCAUUUCGGACCCUGGGUUUCGAUCAAUAACUUGUCAGAUAUUCAGGACGAGAUGAAAGGACCUGAUUCGCUACUAUACAACACAGCCUGUCUGCUGGCCUCGCGAUAUGUCCCGGGCAUACCAGCACCAGUGACCCGCGCCAUGUAUCUCCAAGUCCGACAAGAAGCAGUCAAUACGCUCUGGGAUAAGCCUCCUUUGCAGUACGAGUCGCUUCAAGCCCUUGCCCUACUUUGCCUAUGGCCCGCGGCCGUUCAAAGAGAGGCUCCUAUCGAUAGCUGGCUAUUGAGCGGGAAUUCGAUCAAUCAUUCGCUUAUCACUUUUGAUUUCCUCAACUAUGCACCUUCCGAGCUAAUCGUGGACAACAAAACGGCCACGCAAUUGCGGCUGUGGAAUAUUUUCUGCUUGACGCAGCUACGAUUUGCGGUCGGAAAUGCACGUCCGUUGCAUAUACAGCAGCGAUAUCUAGAUCACUGCCCUCGGCUGCUAGAGCACACGAGCGCGACAUUCGAAGAUGGAAAAGUCGUGGCAGAGAUUCAGCUUUAUAUGAUCACGUUGAAGCUUCAGGGAAGCAAUCCACGCAUGCGACUAGCCGACGUCGAGUAUGAGGAGAUCGAGCGUUGGAAAAUGGAAUGGGCUCACUUAUUCACCGGCGAAGAGAGUUUGACACUUGAACUAAGCCUGUGGUACUGCCAAAUCCUGCUUCACAGAACCGCCAUGCGAUUCCAGUCCGAAUCCGACCGACUCACAGCCGAAGUCAUCCAAGAUUCACGACUCAUCAUCUCCAAGUUCUUGCAACUGCGCCUCUCAACCGCACUCAGCGUCGUCGACCAGACAUAUAUCAUCGUCGGCUAUGCCGCGCUCAACCUCUGCGACUUCAACUUCCUCGAUCCCCUCAUCGACCAGAUCCAGAUGUACCUGCUCCACCUGGCCCCCAACGAAGACCACAUCGCCUACCGCUUCUCCUGCAUGAUCGCCGAGUUCAAGCGCCGCUGCGCCGAAUGCAACGACCCCUGCACUGGCGCCAUGGAUGGCUCGCAAUCUUCCUUCGGAGAUGCCCGGAAGCUGAGCAUGGAGCACAUCCAGUUCAUGCCACCCCCGCCGCCCCCUGGAGCCCUGGUCGAUGGCAUGAUGGACGGGUAUGGUAGCUUGGACCAGUUGAUCCCGGAAAUAAUGCCGCAGUCAUUCCCAGAUAGCGUGCUUAGUGGGAUGACCAUGGCGGAGGCGAUUCCGGCUGGAUAUCGCUCGGCGACUCUUUAGGCUCCGUGCUGUUUGUCUUACCUGCGGUUCCAUUCCAUCUAUUCUUUGUUUUUGUCCAAUACUGGGGUCGUUAUCUACGGAGUUGGCGGGGCGGACAAUUAGGGGGUGAAAAAAGAAAAGAAAAGACAGGGGACAUGCUAGGUCGGUCGGUUGGUUAGUGACAGGGGGGUUCCAUUUUUGUACAUAGGAGGCACAAAACGAUCUAUCUGGUCGGUCGGGUAUAUACAUAUGUUUCAACAAUGGGUAAUUUGAGGCUUUCAUGGUUAC